UGAUAAAAUGUGCAAUCUUGCAUAGUUUUAUUGUGAAUUUUCGCCAAAAGUGUGACACAGAGGUGAAAGAACAACAAGCAUAAGAGUGAGAACACAGAGUCAUAAUGGCUCUUCCGCCGUAUAUGAUACCGCCAAAUUCAUGGGCGGCGCAGUUGAUGGCUCAACAGCAGGCUUUUGCUGCCGUUCAUGCUCAGCAGCAGGCUUUCAAUGCCCAGCAAAUGCCGCCUGGCAGUCAGAUGCCACAACAGGCGCCGCCAGGAAUCGCUCCGGGCGCCGCUCUGCCGCCCAAGAUCUCAGUUCCGCCGCCACAGAAGGUUGACGUGAUGACGGAGGAGAAGCUGCUGGAGAAGUCACAGAAGUGGCAGCAAUUGCAGUCGAAGCGAUUCGCGGAGAAGCGCAAGUUUGGCUUCGUGGAUGCGCAGAAGGAGGACAUGCCGCCGGAGCACAUCCGGAAGAUAAUCAGGGAUCACGGCGACAUGACGAGUCGCAAGUACAGACACGACAAGAGAGUGUAUCUCGGGGCGCUGAAGUACAUGCCGCACGCCGUGAUGAAGCUGCUGGAGAACAUGCCGAUGCCGUGGGAGCAGAUCAGGGAUGUGCCGGUGCUGUAUCACAUCACGGGCGCCAUAACGUUCGUCAAUGAGAUUCCGUGGGUGAUUGAGCCAGUGUACAUCGCUCAGUGGGGCACGAUGUGGAUCAUGAUGAGGCGCGAGAAGCGCGAUCGUCGCCACUUCAAGCGGAUGCGCUUCCCGCCGUUUGACGACGAGGAGCCGCCGCUCGACUAUGCGGACAAUGUGCUGGACGUGGAGCCGCUGGAGGCCAUACAGAUUGAACUGGACGCCGAUGAGGAUGGGAGCAUUCACGAUUGGUUCUAUGACCACAAAGCUCUGCUCGGAACACAGCACGUCAAUGGCUCGACUUAUCGUAAGUGGAACCUCACGCUGCCCCAAAUGGCCACACUCUAUCGCCUGGCCAAUCAAUUGCUCACAGAUUUGGUGGAUGAGAACUUCUUCUAUCUCUUCGAUCCGAAGAGCUUCUUCACCGCCAAGGCGCUGAACAUGGCCAUUCCGGGAGGCCCCAAAUUUGAGCCACUGAUCAAGGAUCACAAUGUUGGCGAUGACGAUUGGAAUGAAUUCAAUGACAUCAAUAAGAUUAUCAUCAGACAACCGAUUAGGACGGAAUAUCGCAUCGCAUUUCCCUAUUUGUACAACAAUAUGCCGCAUUUUGUGCAUCUUUCAUGGUAUCAUGCACCAAAUGUGGUGUUCAUCAAGACAGAAGAUCCUGAUCUUCCUGCCUUCUACUUCGAUCCGCUGAUCAAUCCAAUUUCCCAUCGUCACUCUGUGAAGUUUAUCGAGCCUCUGCCGGAGGAUGAUGAGGAGUAUUUGCUGCCGGAAGAUGUUCAGCCAUUCCUGCAGGACACUCCGCUGUACACUGACAACACAGCCAAUGGGAUAUCCUUGCUGUGGGCUCCCAGGCCCUUCAACAUGCGCUCCGGACGCACCAGGAGGGCGAUUGAUAUUCCCCUGGUGAAGGGAUGGUACAAAGAACACUGUCCGCCAGGGCAUUCGGUGAAGGUGCGCGUGAGUUAUCAGAAGUUGCUCAAGUAUUAUGUGUUGAAUGCACUGAAGCAUCGUCGUCCGAAGCCACAGAAGAAGCGUUAUCUCUUCAGAUCCUUCAAGGCGACCAAAUUCUUCCAAACCACGACACUUGAUUGGGUUGAGGCGGGAUUGCAAGUGUGUCGUCAAGGUUACAAUAUGCUUAAUCUGCUGAUUCACAGGAAGAAUCUGAAUUAUCUCCAUUUGGAUUACAAUUUCAAUCUGAAGCCAGUGAAGACACUCACAACGAAGGAGCGAAAGAAGAGUCGCUUCGGAAAUGCUUUCCAUUUGUGUCGUGAGAUUUUGAGACUCACAAAGUUGAUUAUUGAUUCACAUGUGCAGUACAGAUUGAAUAAUGUCGAUGCAUUCCAGUUGGCAGAUGGUUUGCAGUACAUUUUUGCCCAUGUGGGACAAUUGACGGGCAUGUACAGAUACAAGUACAAGCUGAUGAGGCAGAUUAGGAUGUGUAAGGAUCUGAAACAUUUGAUUUACUAUCGAUUCAACACGGGUCCUGUGGGAAAAGGCCCAGGAUGUGGCUUCUGGGCGCCAGGAUGGCGUGUGUGGUUGUUCUUUAUGCGCGGAAUUACGCCACUGUUGGAACGCUGGCUGGGCAAUUUGCUGAGUCGUCAAUUUGAGGGAAGACACUCGAAGGGCAUCGCAAAGACGGUGACGAAGCAGCGUGUGGAGUCACACUUUGAUCUGGAAUUGAGAGCGUCGGUGAUGCACGAUAUUGUGGACAUGAUGCCGGAGGGGAUCAAGCAGAACAAGGCCAGGACAAUUCUGCAGCAUCUGUCAGAGGCUUGGCGAUGCUGGAAGGCAAAUAUCCCGUGGAAAGUGCCAGGAUUGCCAAUUCCAAUUGAGAAUAUGAUUCUAAGAUAUGUGAAGAUGAAGGCAGAUUGGUGGACAAACACUGCGCACUACAAUCGGGAGAGGAUCAGGAGGGGAGCAACAGUGGAUAAGACAGUGUGUAAGAAGAAUUUGGGAAGAUUGACGAGGUUGUACUUGAAGGCUGAGCAGGAGAGACAGCACAAUUACUUGAAAGAUGGACCGUAUAUUUCGCCUGAGGAGGCAGUGGCGAUCUACACGACAACUGUCCAUUGGCUGGAGUCCAGGCGCUUCGCCCCAAUUCCAUUCCCACCGCUUUCAUACAAGCAUGACACGAAGUUGCUCAUCUUGGCGCUGGAGCGUCUCAAGGAGGCGUACAGUGUGAAGUCUCGACUGAAUCAGAGUCAGAGGGAAGAGUUGGGACUCAUUGAGCAGGCUUACGAUAAUCCCCACGAAGCCUUGUCCAGAAUUAAGCGUCAUUUGCUGACGCAGCGAGCAUUCAAGGAGGUGGGAAUUGAGUUUAUGGAUCUCUACAGUCAUCUGAUUCCUGUGUAUGAUGUGGAGCCACUGGAGAAGAUCACUGAUGCCUAUUUGGAUCAGUAUCUGUGGUAUGAGGCGGACAAGAGGCGUCUCUUUCCGCCGUGGGUGAAGCCAAGUGACACAGAACCGCCGCCACUUCUUGUCUACAAGUGGUGUCAAGGCAUUAACAAUCUGCAUGAAGUCUGGGAUGUGUCCGAGGGUGAAUGCAAUGUGUUGCUUGAGUCACGCUUUGAGAAGCUCUAUGAGAAGAUUGACUUGACACUGCUCAACAGACUGCUGAGAUUGAUUGUCGAUCACAAUAUUGCUGAUUACAUGACGGCGAAGAAUAAUGUGGUGAUUAACUACAAGGAUAUGAAUCACACAAACAGUUAUGGUAUAAUAAGAGGACUGCAGUUUGCCUCUUUCAUCGCCCAGUACUAUGGAUUGGUGUUGGAUCUCCUGGCGCUGGGAUUGCAGAGAGCCAGCGAAAUGGCAGGACCACCACAGAUGCCCAAUGACUUCCUCACCUUCCAGGACACGAAGAUUGAGACGUGCCAUCCGAUCAGGCUCUAUUGUCGCUAUGUCGAUCGCAUCCAUUUGUUCUUUAGAUUUACUGCUGAGGAGGCCAAAGAUCUCAUUCAGCGCUACUUGACUGAACAUCCGGAUCCCAAUAAUGAGAACAUUGUGGGUUAUAACAACAAGAAGUGUUGGCCACGCGAUGCAAGGAUGCGUCUGAUGAAGCACGAUGUGAAUUUGGGCAGAGCUGUCUAUUGGGACAUCAAGAAUCGUCUGCCCAGAUCUGUGACGACCAUCAAUUGGGAGAAUACUUUUGUGUCUGUCUAUUCGAAGGACAAUCCGAAUUUGUUGUUCAACAUGAGUGGAUUUGAGUGUCGCAUUUUGCCUAAAUGUCGCACACAACAUGAAGAGUUUACGCAUCGGGAUGGCGUGUGGAAUUUGCAGAAUGAAGUGACGAAGGAGAGAACAGCUCAAUGCUUCCUCAGAGUGGAUGAUGAGAGUCUGGGACGAUUCCACAAUCGUGUGCGACAGAUUUUGAUGGCUUCCGGCAGCACAACAUUCACCAAAAUCGUGAACAAGUGGAAUACAGCACUGAUUGGAUUGAUGACAUACUUCAGAGAAGCUGUUGUGAAUACGCAAGAAUUGCUGGAUUUGCUGGUGAAGUGUGAGAAUAAGAUUCAGACGCGAAUUAAGAUUGGAUUGAAUUCAAAGAUGCCCUCGAGAUUCCCGCCUGUGGUGUUUUACACGCCCAAAGAGUUGGGCGGAUUGGGAAUGUUGAGCAUGGGUCACGUGCUUAUUCCACAAUCUGACUUGAGAUGGUCAAAGCAAACUGAUGUUGGCAUCACGCAUUUCCGCUCGGGAAUGUCUCACGAUGAGGAUCAACUGAUUCCCAAUCUCUAUCGCUACAUUCAACCGUGGGAGAGUGAAUUUAUCGAUUCGCAGCGUGUGUGGGCGGAAUAUGCGCUGAAGAGACAAGAGGCAAAUGCUCAGAAUCGUCGAUUGACACUUGAGGAUCUGGAGGAUAGUUGGGACAGAGGAAUACCGAGAAUCAAUACGCUGUUCCAGAAGGACAGACACACACUGGCGUAUGACAAAGGCUGGCGAAUCCGGACGGAGUUCAAGCAAUUCCAAGUGCUGAAGCAGAAUCCCUUCUGGUGGACGCAUCAGAGGCACGACGGGAAGUUGUGGAAUUUGAAUAAUUAUCGCACGGACAUGAUUCAGGCGUUGGGUGGGGUUGAAGGCAUUCUGGAGCACACACUGUUCAAGGGAACGUACUUUCCCACGUGGGAGGGUUUGUUCUGGGAGAAGGCGUCGGGUUUUGAGGAGUCGAUGAAGUAUAAGAAGCUGACAAAUGCCCAGAGAUCGGGUCUCAAUCAGAUUCCCAACAGAAGAUUCACACUCUGGUGGUCGCCGACGAUCAACAGAGCCAAUGUGUACGUGGGAUUCCAGGUGCAACUGGAUCUCACGGGAAUUUUCAUGCACGGCAAGAUUCCCACGCUAAAAAUCUCACUGAUUCAGAUCUUCAGAGCUCACUUGUGGCAGAAGAUUCAUGAGUCGAUUGUGAUGGAUUUGUGUCAAGUGUUUGAUCAAGAGUUGGACGCGUUGGAGAUUGAGACGGUGCAGAAGGAGACUAUUCACCCGAGGAAGUCAUACAAGAUGAACUCCUCAUGCGCUGACAUUCUCCUCUUCCCGGCGUACAAGUGGAAUGUCUCCAGACCAUCUCUGUUGGCCGACACGAAGGACACGAUGGACAACACGACAACACAAAAGUACUGGAUUGACGUACAAUUGCGAUGGGGUGACUAUGAUUCGCAUGAUAUUGAACGAUAUGCAAGAGCGAAGUUUCUUGACUAUACAACUGAUAACAUGUCAAUCUAUCCAUCGCCAACUGGUGUCCUGAUCGCCAUUGAUUUGGCCUACAAUCUCCACUCGGCCUUUGGCAAUUGGUUCCCCGGAUGCAAGCCACUGAUUCAACAAGCCAUGUCGAAGAUCAUGAAGGCAAAUCCGGCCUUGUAUGUGUUGAGAGAGAGAAUCCGAAAGGCACUGCAAUUGUACAGUUCAGAACCAACUGAACCCUAUUUGUCUUCGCAAAACUACGGAGAAUUGUUUUCCAAUCAAAUCAUCUGGUUUGUUGAUGACACAAAUGUCUACAGAGUCACAAUUCACAAGACUUUCGAGGGUAAUUUGACCACAAAGCCCAUUAAUGGGGCGAUUUUCAUCUUCAAUCCGCGCACAGGACAACUCUUCUUGAAGAUCAUUCAUACUUCUGUGUGGGCUGGACAGAAGCGUCUUGGACAGUUAGCGAAGUGGAAGACGGCUGAAGAAGUGGCAGCUCUUAUUCGAUCGUUGCCAGUUGAGGAGCAACCGAAGCAGAUUAUCGUGACGAGGAAAGGCAUGUUGGAUCCACUGGAAGUGCAUUUGCUAGAUUUUCCCAACAUUGUCAUCAAGGGUUCUGAGCUUCAGUUACCCUUCCAGGCGUGUCUGAAAGUGGAGAAGUUUGGCGAUUUGAUUCUCAAGGCGACAGAACCUCAAAUGGUUUUAUUCAAUCUCUAUGAUGAUUGGCUGAAGACUAUCUCAUCAUACACUGCUUUCUCACGAUUGAUUCUCAUUCUGCGUGCACUUCAUGUCAACACGGAACGUACAAAAGUGAUUUUGAAGCCUGAUAAGACAACAAUCACAGAAGCACAUCACAUUUGGCCAACAUUGACGGAUGAAGAGUGGAUAAAAGUGGAGAUUCAGCUGAAGGAUCUCAUUUUGGCGGAUUAUGGCAAGAAGAAUAAUGUGAAUGUGGCAUCAUUGACACAAUCGGAGAUUAGAGAUAUCAUUCUGGGCAUGGAGAUUUCUGCUCCAUCUGCACAGAGACAACAAAUAGCGGAGAUUGAGAAGCAGACGAAGGAACAGAGUCAAUUGACGGCAACAACAACGAGAACGACAAAUAAACACGGUGAUGAAAUUAUCACAUCGACAACGUCAAACUAUGAAACGCAAACGUUCAGUUCGAAGACUGAGUGGCGCGUGAGGGCGAUUUCGGCGACAAAUCUUCAUCUCAGGACGAAUCAUAUCUACGUGAGUUCGGAUGACAUCAAGGAGACGGGCUACACGUAUAUUCUGCCGAAGAAUGUGCUGAAGAAGUUUGUCACGAUAUCUGACUUGAGGGCACAAAUUGCUGGAUAUCUCUAUGGCGUCUCACCACCGGAUAAUCCGCAAGUGAAGGAGAUCAGAUGCAUUGUGAUGCCACCACAAUGGGGAACACAUCAGACGAUCAAUCUGCCCAAUCAGUUGCCAUCGCAUCAGUAUUUGCGCGACAUGGAGCCGUUGGGAUGGAUUCACACGCAGCCCAAUGAGUUACCACAGUUGUCGCCGCAGGACAUCACUACGCAUGCCAAGGUGAUGUCAGAGAAUCCAACGUGGGAUGGUGAGAAGACAAUUAUCAUCACGUGCUCAUUCACGCCUGGUUCGUGUUCACUCACGGCGUACAAACUCACGCCGUCGGGCUUUGAGUGGGGCGCAAAGAACACAGACAAGGGCAACAAUCCGAAGGGAUAUCUGCCCAGUCACUAUGAACGCGUCCAGAUGCUGCUAUCCAACAAGUUCCUGGGAUUCUUCAUGGUGCCGGCGCAGGGCAGCUGGAAUUACAACUUUAUGGGUGUUCGACACGAUGCCAACAUGAAGUAUGAACUCCAGUUGGCGAAUCCGAAGGAGUUCUACCACGAAAUCCACCGACCGUCGCACUUCCUGCUCUUCAGCAAUCUGGAGGACGGGACAGAUGGCAUCGGUGCCGAUCGAGAGGACAUGUUCUGCUAAAGCGAGAGUGAUUAAGGUAGGCGAUUUAGAUGUUAAUAUAGAAGCUAAGAAUGAAGUCAGUGAAUAUUUGAGUUAAGUCUGAAGAAUGCCACUUUUUUACAUAUAUUAUUACUUAUUUAGAUUGUUAGUUCACUUCCUGAAAUUUAUUUAAUACUCUAUAUGGAAAAAUGAUGACAGUCAUUUGAUAUUUGAGGAAUAUUAAUGCUCACGAUCUGGGCGAUUACUGGAGGUUUCCUCCGUUAUUAUUAUUAUUCAAAUGCCUUUGCAACUUAUCUAAUCUAAUAGUCACAUUUCUACGUGCGACAAAGCGUCUUGUCGCUUAUUAAUGAUCUAAUGGAGGUUUCCUCCCUUUAAUUUAAAUCUUGAUGAUUUAUUUUUUAUCAAAAUGCCGUUGCAGUUAACCAAAA
This is a messenger RNA of Phlebotomus argentipes, 7666 nucleotides long. It is a transcript of the gene Prp8, whose product is annotated as pre-mRNA-processing-splicing factor 8. Gene Ontology annotation, biological process: spliceosomal tri-snRNP complex assembly; mRNA splicing, via spliceosome. Bases 105 to 7259 code for a protein of 2384 amino acids. Gene Ontology annotation, molecular function: pre-mRNA intronic binding; U2 snRNA binding; U5 snRNA binding. The record is from RefSeq and is a predicted model, not a curated record. The transcript is spliced from 7 exons. NCBI's taxonomy places the organism in Eukaryota, Metazoa, Arthropoda, Insecta, Diptera, Psychodidae. Gene Ontology annotation, cellular component: catalytic step 2 spliceosome; U5 snRNP.